AUCGCCUUCAAUUCACCCACAAAUCCUCACAUCAUGCGCGCAACACUCAUCAGAAGGGCCGGCGGCAUGCCUCAAUUCCCUGGCAUGUACCGCCAGAACAACGUCCCAGCCUGGCAACGACUCCACCAGGCCCACGACGGCGUGCGAACAUGGAACAAGGGACCACGAGCCAAGUACAUGCUCUACCCAUACUACGCCCUGAUGAUCUCCACUACUGCCGCUGCUCAGUACAUGAUGUUCCGCAUGGUUUUUGGCAAAAAGACUUGGUGGUAAAGGAGAUAUGCUUAGAUGGGCAAGAACAGGGAUAGGCAAUGGUGGUUUGGACAUAUGGCAAUGACUCCGCAAAGUCAGGUAUGAGUCGGUAUGAAUUCACCAAUGUCAGCUAUGGAACACUUUUUAUUUUUCUUUGUGUGCACUUGCGGUACUUCAGAUGUGCUCGAGAAAAGGCUGGACCUCCCUGCACCCCCUGCAUUCUGGCGUCCAGGACUCACGAUGGUAGUGAUUCUCGAACCUACGAC
Molecule: messenger RNA, 518 nt
Organism: Sphaerulina musiva SO2202
Lineage: Eukaryota; Fungi; Ascomycota; Dothideomycetes; Mycosphaerellales; Mycosphaerellaceae
Exons: 4
Coding region: 34-273 (79 amino acids)
Source: RefSeq, a predicted model, not a curated record